Penicillium alfredii is the source of this 2685-nucleotide messenger RNA. RefSeq names its product Kha1p. The record is from RefSeq and is a predicted model, not a curated record. The coding region runs from base 1 to 2685 and encodes 894 amino acids. Gene Ontology annotation, cellular component: membrane. Gene Ontology annotation, biological process: proton transmembrane transport. The transcript is spliced from 3 exons. Gene Ontology annotation, molecular function: antiporter activity. Lineage: Eukaryota; Fungi; Ascomycota; Eurotiomycetes; Eurotiales; Aspergillaceae.
AUGGCGUCCAGCACGACGACGGUGACGGCUGCCGAUACUUCUCGGGUCAGUCCCCAGGGAGGUAUUCUCGAAGGAGGAAAUCCGUCUCACUAUGACUCAAAAAACCCCAUCGUGCUAUUUAUUAUUCAGGCCGUGAUCAUUAUCGUGCUCUGCCGCCUGCUCCACUGGCCCCUCUCCAAGAUCCGUCAGCCACGGGUCAUCGCCGAGGUCAUUGGUGGGAUCGUCUUGGGCCCUUCGGUGAUGGGUCGCAUUCCCGGAUUUACCGACGCCAUUUUCCCAAAGCAAAGCAUCCCAAGUCUAAACCUGGUCGCUAACCUGGGUCUGGUCCUCUUCCUGUUUCUCGUCGGCCUGGAGACGGACCUGAGGUUUCUCAUGAGCAACUGGCGCAUCGCUCUCAGCGUUUCUGCGGCGGGGAUGAUUUUGCCUUUUGGACUAGGAUCAGCCAUCUCCUAUGGACUCUACAACGAGUUCCAUGACGAGCCAGGCACAGUACCCAUCCAGUUCGGUACCUAUCUGCUCUUCAUCGGCAUUGCUAUGGCAAUCACUGCUUUCCCCGUUCUGUGUCGAAUCUUGACCGAGUUGAAACUCCUGGGAACCCGAGUCGGCGUGAUUGUUUUGUCCGCCGGAGUGGGCAAUGAUGUCGUCGGCUGGAUUCUGCUUGCGCUCUGCGUAGCGCUGGUAAACGCCGGCAGCGGGAUCACGGCGCUGUGGGUGUUGCUGGUCUGCGCAGGAUACAUGCUCUUUUUAACCUUUGCCUUCCGUCCGCUAUUCCUUCGCUUCUUGGAGCGUACGGGUAGCUUGCAAAAAGGGCCCAGCCAGUCUGUGGUGACUUUGACCUUGCUCAUCGCCCUUGCCUCGGCGUUCUUCACACAAGCUAUCGGAGUCCACGCCAUCUUUGGCGGGUUCGUCAUUGGCUUGAUUUGCCCACACAAAGGAGGAUUCGCUAUCAAGCUGACAGAGAAAAUCGAGGACCUGGUCGCCGCUCUCUUUCUGCCCCUGUACUUCACUUUGUCGGGGCUGAGCACCAACCUGGGUCUCCUUGACAGUGGGACCGUCUGGGGCUACGUGGUCGGUGUGAUAGCCAUCGCCUUUAUCGCCAAGGUGACAGGAGGCGCUCUGGCAUCCCGCGCCUGUGGAUUGCUGUGGCGAGAAAGCUUCUCGAUUGGCGUGCUCAUGAGCUGUAAAGGAUUGGUUGAAUUGAUUAAUAUUGGCCUUCAAGCCAAAAUCCUCACGACGCGCACAUUCACCAUUUUUGUAGUGAUGGCCCUAGUUACAACAUUUCUCACCACUCCUUUAACUACUGCGCUUUACCCAAACUGGUACCAGGUCAAAGUCGAGCGUUGGCGACGCGGGGAGAUUGACUGGGCCGGUAAUCCCGUGCAACAAGAAGAUCGAUCUGAUAGUGUGACGGUUGCCAAGGACCAGCUGAAGUCAGUCCCUGUGCGCAAGCUGCUGGUUUACCUUCGUCUGGACGGUCUUUCUGGUAUCUGCACUUUGGCAGCUCUCCUCAGUUCUAACCGCGUAGCCUCCUUGCUACCACGAGUACACCCAGCCAAUGUGCCCAAGCAGACCGACCAGAAUGUUGAGGAUGCUGUUACCCCUGCAGAAAACGAGGAAGAGACCGCGUUGCGAGUGCAUGGUGUCCGCCUCAUGGAACUGACCGAUCGUGACUCGAGUGUCAUGAAAGUCUCAGCUGCGGGCGAGCAUGCGCUUUGGGAUCCUGUUGUCAACACCUUCCGGGCCUUUGGCGAGUGGCAUGACCUGUUGCUCAUGGCGGGGGUAUCUGUGGUACCCGAGUACUCGUAUGCCGAUACUGUGAUUGGCAUGGCGCGUCAAGACACCGCCGAUCUCCUUCUCCUCCCAUGGAGCGAAACGGGAACGUUGGCAGACCGACAGAACGGCCUGGAUGUUGAUGAGGCGGGCCGGUUCGCAAAUGGGCCAUACACAGACUUCGUCUCCAAUAUCCUGGAACGUGUUCCCGGCCAUGUGGGGAUAUUGAUUGAACGAAGCCUUGAGACACAAUCCGCGGCCGCGAAACGUCUUGCGACCAAGCGCUCGACCGGUGCCAUGAGUAUCCAAAGUUCUCUUUGGACUAGACCACCUACUGGCAAUCGCUCGCACCACAUUGUUCUCCCGUUUUUUGGUGACGAGGAUGAUCGAUUCGCGCUCCGCUUUGUUCUUCAGCUGGCCCAGAACGACCAAGUCACAGCUACGAUCAUUCAAUUCGGAUCAUUGAAUGCUGAAGUGGCCAAAGCUACCAUGUCUACCACGAUUUCCGCGUCUAGUUCGAACGCACGACCUCAGGCGACACCGGGCCAUCCAUCUGAUCUUGUCUUUUUCGAGACCUUGCGCGAUUCGGUGCCCACCGAGCUGAAGGAGCGUGUCGUGUUCCGACAGCCCGCUGCCCAGGAAAGUAUCAGCGAUCCGGUUCGAUUAGCGGUGGCGGCUGUAAGAGAAGAGCUCGACCCGGCCCUCCACAAAGCCAACAGCAUUGUCGUAGUCGGCCGUGGGAGUACCCCAGCUCAAGAUUUGAACUCUACCUUUGAGGACGGCAUUGGAACCGACACCCGCCGGGCCCUGGGGUCGGUAGGUACAGCGAUGGUGCAGCCUGAAAAUAAGAUCUUCGGCAGUGUCUUGGUUCUCCAAGCUGGGUCAGAGGCCGCAUUAUUUAGUGAUUACCGGUGA